Messenger RNA from Branchiostoma belcheri (Belcher's lancelet), 2289 nucleotides. Its product is annotated as glycoprotein endo-alpha-1,2-mannosidase-like. Gene Ontology annotation, cellular component: Golgi apparatus. Lineage: Eukaryota; Metazoa; Chordata; Leptocardii; Amphioxiformes; Branchiostomatidae. The transcript has 3 exons. The record is from RefSeq and is a predicted model, not a curated record. Gene Ontology annotation, molecular function: alpha-mannosidase activity. The coding region runs from base 621 to 2123 and encodes 500 amino acids.
GUCAUGCAAUGCGGAAGUAGUGGUUUGGGGUAUGUUUGCUACCGUUUGGGCAGGUGCAGUGGAAGCUACAGGUGCUUCAGCUGCAGGUGCCAUGAUGCAGCUGCAGCUACAGCCAGCUGGAAUGCUCCUCUUACAAGGAUAAGGGUUCAAACACUUGAGAAGCGCUCGGAGUGACCCACCGACAACCCGCAUAUCCGGCAGAGGACAGCCACAAGCAGACCGCAAGCAAGUGUAAACAUACCGGCCUGUGUUCAUCUAAUACCAUAUUGUGGGCGGAUGCAGAAAGUUAGCCUGGUGAAAAAGACCGUUGUGGCUCCAGCACUAACUGUGGCCACCCGCCUAGCCGACAUAGGGAGAGUAAGAACCGCCUGCAACGACCAACUGCAAGAGGAAAGCCCUGUGCCAGCUAGGCAAACUAGCAGGGGCCGGCUGGAACACUAGUCUACCUGUUAUACGUCAAGAAUGGUCACCAAGCUAGCAAAAAUUAAUUUUCUGACAAAGUUGACUAGAAGCAAUUUUGUCGUUUUCCUUUAGUUAGAAUUGAGAACACGUAUACUAGUAUGUUUGACAACUUAACUGGACCCAUCGCGAUACACAUUUCUAAGCCUUAGGGUAACACCAUGGCAUUCCGUACAUUUUGGAGAUCAGAAAAGCUUCUCGUUGGGGUCAUCCUGGUGUGUUUCCUGGGCAGCUGCCUGUUCUCUGUGUACAGCCUGUCCCAGUCUGACCACACCCUCGACCAGGUAGUCGGGCCGUUCGCACUGCCAAAAGUGGACCUGAAGAAGCGAUUGGCACUACACAGAACCACUCUGCCAAAAGUAUUCCCCAACCACAACAAAAAUAUCAAGGAGAAAAAUGAGGAGAAACGUCCAAUUUUUGUGCCGCACGUCGGUCUUGUAGUGGACAGCCAACAGCAGAAACAAGACCAGAAUAUCGAACAACAUGACACCAUUGAAGCUGACUCCAAACAGGGUUUUGUGCCUCGAGUGGGGCUGGACUCUCUACAAGUCGACAGUAACGGUAAAGCCGACACUCCAGCGGCAUUCAGAGAGGAAGACUUCGCUCCGCCGAACUACAACCUUCACGUUUUCUACUACCCGUGGUACGGCAACCCUGAACAAAACGGGAAAUAUCUCCACUGGAACCACAACCUUAUUCCGCACUGGAACAAACAGGAGGCUAAGAAGUGGCCCACGGGGAGGCACGAGCCACCAGAUGACGUAGGGGCAAACUUCUACCCCAGUCUGGGAGCUUACAGCUCAUCUGACCCUGCUGUUAUUGAACAUCACAUGCAGCAGAUGAGAUAUGCAGGGAUAGGAGUAUUUGCAGUAUCAUGGUACCCUCCAGAGCAGGCUGACAAUGAGGGCCAGCCAAGUGACUCUCUCAUCCCAGCACUCAUGGAUGCUGCUCAGAAAUACAGCCUAAAGGUUGCCUUUCAUAUUGAACCUUACGAGGGAAGGACAGACUGGAGCCUGCAGCACUCUGUCAGGUACAUUGUCGACACAUACGGAGCCCAUCCCGCGUUCUACCGCCAUACCAGAAACGGAAAGUCCCUCCCACUGUUCUACAUAUACGACUCUUACAAUCUCCCCUCCAAAGACUGGAGAAAUCUGCUCUCCCCAACUGGCUCCCACACGAUCAGAAACACGGCCUAUGACGGCAUUUUCCUGGGCCUUCUUGUCGAACAAAAACACAGGAAUGAGAUUAUCCAGGGCGGGUUCGAUGGAUUUUACACCUACUUUGCUACAAACGGUUUCACAUAUGGUUCCUCCUUCACGAACUGGAAAACGCUCAAGCAGUUUGCAAACCAGAAUAAGAUAAUGUUCAUACCCAGCAUCGGACCUGGCUACGUGGACACGAGGGUGCGCCCGUGGAACGGACGGAACACGAGAAAGCGUCUCAACGGGAAAUAUUACAAUGAUGCAUUCCAGGCGGCGUUUGAUACUAGCCCGGAGAUCAUUUCGGUGACUUCUUUCAACGAGUGGCACGAAGGGACGCAGGUGGAAAUGGCAGUGCCAAAGAGGGUUGGGAAUUACACCUACAGUGACUACACACCAAACUCACCCGAGUUCUACCUCCAGCUCACUCGGAACUGGAGCGAAAAAUUUAAAAAUCUCCAGUAACAGAGAAGGCUAGACCUGAAUAUAUCUCAUACACAGCACAUUAGCAGAACAUGCAUACUGCACCUACGCAAAAUCCUGAGUUUGGUCAAUGUUGCAUUAGAAUUUUGCCUGUUGCAGACGAUAUCUUUUCUGACACAUAUGGAAACUACAGAUGGGAUGUUAACCU